AUGGAUGAAAAUCAAAAAAAAAUUAAUCCGUCCAAAAUCCGGAAUUUCUCAAUUAUCGCUCAUAUCGACCAUGGUAAAUCAACCUUAGCGGACCGUUUAUUAGAAAAAACCAACUUAAAAAAUAGUAAUAAGUCGUUAGAGAGGGUGCUGGAUAGUCUUUCCUUAGAACAAGAAAAAGGCAUUACCAUUAAACUAAAUGCGGUUCAAUUAUAUUAUCCGCCGGAAAGUCCCGAACCUUACAUUUUUAAUUUAAUUGAUACACCCGGGCAUGUAGAUUUUAUGUAUGAGGUUUCCCGUUCCUUGGCCGCUUGCGAAGGAGUAAUAUUAUUGGUGGAUGCGGUAAAAGGUAUUCAAGCUCAAACUCUCGCUUAUUACGAAAUUGCUAAAAAACUUAACUUGAAAAUUCUGCCGACUAAUGAAUCAGUAGUAGGCAAAACUCAUUUCAUAGGAGGACACAAACAUUUAUGUUGUAGUUAUAUCAGAAGUGGUUUCGCUCCUGUCAACUAUCCAUUUCCUCACUUACUGGUUCCCGACGAUAAUUCAAUUUUAGCUAAUAGCAUUAUCAAUAACCCAGACGGUGGCGAUUUUUUCACCAUUCCUUUUUCGGAUUUGAAAUUUUGCCCUUCUUUUCUAAAAAAAGGCUCCCCCAUCCAAGAUGCCUUUUUGGUUAAAAAUACCAACCGGGUGAAAAAAAUAACUGAAAAGGAACUUGGUUCUUUCCAAAUUAUUACUUUUAAGGUGCUGAACCAAAAGAAAAUUAAAGAAUCUGCUCCGGGGACUUAUCGACAAGAACUAGAAAUUGAGCCUUUUUCCCUGGGGAUUGAGGGAUUGCCAGAAAUUUCGAAAAUUAUUUUUUCUUUCGGCUAUGGCCAGUCCCUCGAAAGCACCCCCGAUUCAUUAAUGAAAACUAAAUUGUAUAACAGUGAUAUUGAUAAUAAGAGCGAUAGUGUUUUAACUUUCUCCGGUUCGAAAGAAUUUGAUGUAGAUAGUUUGCAGGAAAAACUGGUCAACCAUAAUCCCGACCGGCCAAGCAAUAAUCCCUCACCUCCGAAUCAGCAUAAUAAUGAUUCUACUACACCAGAAAAAGGAAACAAAGGACUAAUAAUUGGCGGAGUGAUAGUAAUUUUGGUCGUUUUAGUAUUAACUAUUGGCUUUCUGGUGGUGAAAAAAAAAAAAAAAACAGUUCUACUACCAGCCGACAAAAAAUCCUCACCACCGUGCUGA
Ambispora leptoticha is the source of this 1224-nucleotide messenger RNA. Lineage: Eukaryota; Fungi; Glomeromycota; Glomeromycetes; Archaeosporales; Ambisporaceae. The record is from the annotation of a GenBank genome assembly.